UUUGAGGAAGACAAGGUGACUCACCUGUACUGGAUUUAAUCUGGAAGGUGAGUCUUUCUUAAAUUUCCCUGAAACACAGCAUGUCAGGAUAUCGUACAAGUCAGCAUUACACAGCGAGUUUGUAAACUGAAGCUUAAAAUUUCUAAUCCUGUAAACAGGUGAUCACCGUUGACUGUUCUUAGUUAUAAUUGAGAUAGACGACAACAUUGAUUCAAUCAGUCACAUGAUGGCAGAACAUGGGAAACCUUGCUCAGUGUCCGAAGCCAACUAUUGUAUGAAUGGAGGAACAUGCUUUAAAAUACCAUCGGUGACUACACCCACGUGUGUGUGCAGCGCAAACUAUGAGGGCAGCAGAUGUGAGCAGUUUCAGCUUUUCAUUGUCUCUAGGAGCCCCGAGGAGACGGGAAUGAUCGCAGCUGUAGUUCUCAUCGCCUUUCUCAUUAUAAUAGUGCUCUGUGCGGUCAUAUAUUACAUCUACAAAAUAAAGAGAUCUGCCAGAAGCCAGCCGAAACCUGAAGAGUACUUGAGGGUCAAUUCAAGAGUGUGAUAUUUUCUCAGGAUGACCGAUUCGACUUUCAGGACUCUGAGCAUAAUGGACUCAUUGGGGUUUAAAAGAGGCAGAGGGCUGCGAAAUCGCUAUGAUUGAGAAUCCCUUAAGAGUUGAGCAUUACCUGGAGGACUUGCACAUCAUGUAAAAAUGUGUGUCGGCUUGCACAGUUCUUUGGUUCAGUAGCUCAAAGUGUCAAACCAUCUUUGUUUCUCAGAGCUUAUAAACUUUGUAAAUAGUUUCAUCAAAUAAAACUAAUUUAAAUAUGCAACAAA
Paramisgurnus dabryanus is the source of this 822-nucleotide messenger RNA. It is a transcript of the gene nrg4, whose product is annotated as pro-neuregulin-4, membrane-bound isoform. Gene Ontology annotation, biological process: epidermal growth factor receptor signaling pathway; positive regulation of cell population proliferation; positive regulation of mitotic nuclear division. Gene Ontology annotation, molecular function: growth factor activity; epidermal growth factor receptor binding. NCBI's taxonomy places the organism in Eukaryota, Metazoa, Chordata, Actinopteri, Cypriniformes, Cobitidae. The record is from RefSeq and is a predicted model, not a curated record.